Panicum hallii is the source of this 1041-nucleotide messenger RNA. RefSeq lists its product as uncharacterized. NCBI's taxonomy places the organism in Eukaryota, Viridiplantae, Streptophyta, Magnoliopsida, Poales, Poaceae. The coding region runs from base 1 to 531 and encodes 176 amino acids. The record is from RefSeq and is a predicted model, not a curated record. The transcript has a single exon.
AUGGCCAAUCGCCGGCGUGGCCGUUCGCCUCCGGCCACCGCAUCCACGUCCCGGGACCCCGUAGCCGCCGCGCCGUCGCUGAACUUCCCACCUGACCUGCUCCGCGAGAUCGCGAGGCGCCUGACGAGCCUCCAGGAGUUCUUCGCCCUCUGCCGCGCCGCGCUCCCGGUGACCCCGCCCAACCUCGCUUCCCAGGCGCCGCUCCUCCUCGUCCCCGACGCGGCUGCCGCGUCCCACGCCCUCCUCGACAUCCGCCGCGGCUUCCUCCGCUUCCGCUUCACCCGCUCGCACCUCACCGGCGAGACGGCCGACAUCCACUCCCUCGGCUACCGCGUCGCCGUGGACCUGCGGGGCCGCUGCCAGCUCCGCGUUGUCCACGUACUCACCGGCGAGCGGACCCGCCUCCCCAGCCCCCCGAGCCCCUUCUCCGGCCUCCUACUCUCCGACGAUCUCGUCGUCGCGUGGCACCGUCUGAACCUCCAGCAAUGCCGCCUGGGGAAUCCUUAUCCGCGAUCCCUAUCGCUUCCAUGAUUUGAUCUUCGUGAACGGCACUCUCUACGCGCUGGUGACCCCUGGUUACUGCCUUGCUGCUGUCAAGCUGUCGGACAACAGCGGUUCAGUGGAAUUCGAGUUUCUUGGAGGUGAAUUGGAUGCAGAGACCCUUCGUCACAUUUCAGUGUUCUGUCUUGCAGAGUGUUGUGUGAGCUGGUACUUGUUACCAGACCGAAACCGCAGGAUCGACGGACGUUCCAUGUUUUCCGGUGGCAAUCUGGGGAGCAGGAGUGGGAGAGAAUCACUAGCCUUGGUGGAUGCACCCUGUUUCUUGCAAAUUAUCGUUUUGCUGGGUGCCUGGGCCCUGAUCAUCAGGGGAUUCGAGGCGACUGCAUAUACUACACGAUCCCAGGGCUUCUGCGAGUGCAUUCUUUGGUUGAUGAAUCUGUUACUGAACGCAUUAUUAACUACCCAAUCGGUAAAGAACCUAUGGAAUUUUGUCAAUCUGUUUGGGUCUUUCCGAGCAUGUGUUGAUGCACUGACACGAGA